AUGACGGCGCUGCCGCCUCAGGCCGGGAUGGUUGCGGCCGCCGCCCCGAGGAGCCUCGGCUGCCGCGGCGCCGCCGGCUGCGGGCGGAGGGCGAGGGCGAGGCGGGGAGCGCGGCCGGCGGCGCUCCUCUGGCUGCUGCUGCUGCUGCUGCCCGGCGCGGAUGCCGCCCUCCCCGCCGCGCCGCCCGCCGCCUCCUCCCCGCCGCCGCCGGCCGGGCGCUGCGAGGUGGAGGCGGCCGGCGGGCGGGGGAGCGGCGGCGCUUCGGCUUCCGCAGCCGCCGAGAACCCGCCUCUGGGGACAGAUCCUUGCCAUUUACUGAGCCCACCAUGUUUUACAGAGGAGGAUAAAUACAGUUUUGAAGCACUCCGUACAAUUCAUAAACAAAUGGAUGACGACAAAGAUGGUGGCAUUGAAGUAGAGGAAAGUGAUGAGUUUAUUAGAGAAGACAUGAAAUACAAAGAUGCUUCCAAUAAGCACAACCACUUGCACAGGGAAGACAAACACAUAACCAUUGAAGAUCUGUGGAAACGCUGGAAAACAUCUGAAGUUCACAAUUGGACGCAAGAAGAGACUCUUCAAUGGCUGAUGGAAUUUGUUGAACUUCCUCAAUAUGAGAAGAACUUCAGAGAAAAUAGUGUCAAAGGAACAACAUUGCCCAGGAUAGCGGUUAAUGAACCUGCAUUCAUGAUCUCACAGUUAAAAAUCAUUGAUCGGAGCCACAGGCAGAAACUUCAGCUGAAGGCCCUGGAUGUUGUAUUGUUUGGACCUCUUACAAGACCACCUCACAACUGGAUGAAAGAUUUCAUACUCACAAUUUCUAUUGUGAUCGGUGUGGGAGGCUGCUGGUUUGCGUACACUCAGAACAAGACCUCGAAAGAGCAUAUCACAAAAAUGAUGAAAGAUUUGGAAAGCCUUCAGACAGCUGAGCAGAGCCUAUGUGAAUUGCAGGGGAGGCUUGAAAAAGCACAGGAGGAGAACCGGACUGUUGCUGUAGAAAAGCAGAAUCUGGAGCGCAAGAUGAUGGAUGAAAUUAAUGAUGCAAAACGGGAAGCGUGUCGGCUGAGAGAGUUGAGGGAAGGAGCUGAAUGUGAACUCAGCAGGCUUAAAUACGCAGAAGAGGAACUGGUUCAGGUCCGUAUGGCUUUAAAAAAGGCAGAGAAAGAGUUUGAGCUGAGAAGUAAUUGGUCCGUUCCUGAUGCACUACAGAAAUGGCUCCAGCUGACACAUGAAGUCGAAGUCCAGUACUACAAUAUUAAGAGGCAGAAUGCAGAGAUGCAGUUAGCUAUUGCCAAGGAAGAGGCAGAAAAGAUAAAAAAGAAGAGAAGUACAGUCUUCGGGACAUUACAUGUUGCACACAGCUCUUCCCUUGAUGAAGUGGACCACAAGAUUCUGGAAGCAAAGAAAGCACUUUCUGAGUUAACCACCUGUUUGAGAGAGCGCCUCUACCGAUGGCAGCAGAUUGAAAGAAUAUGUGGCUUCCAGAUAGCUCACAACUCAGGACUGCCAAGCCUGACCUCCUCACUUUACUCUGAUCACAGCUGGGUGGUAAUGCCUCGAGUCUCCAUACCGCCUUAUCCAAUUGCAGGUGGCGUGGAUGACCUUGAUGAAGAUACUCCUCCUAUUAUCUCUCAGUUUCAUGGGUCCAUUGUAAAACCUGCCACCUUAGCAAGAAGCAGUAGCAUGUGUCGCUCCAGGCGAAAUGUUGUGCCAUCCUCUCCACAGUCACAACACUCUGCACAAACAUCACACACCCCACUUACACAAGCUACUUUGCACUCGCCCGACCCUGACAUCCUCUCCGUGUCAAGUUGUCCAGCUGCAUAUCGCACAGAAGAGGAGGAGGAGGCCAUUUAUUUCACAGCUGACAAACAAUGGGAAGUGCAAGAUACAGGUUCAGAAUGUGACUCCAUAAACUCCCCUGUUGGAAGAAGACAAUUGCCGCCUUCAAGCCUUGAAUUAUAUCAACCCCUGUUGCCUCAAAAAAUAUCGCGGGAAGAUCUCUCCUUGGAGGAGUCCUCGACUGGAGACUCUUCGUCCCUCACUGCCGACAUCUCCAGGGGUUCUCCUGACUGCGUCGGCAUGACAGAAACUAAAAGUAUGAUAUUUAGCCCCGCAUGUAAAGUAUACAACGGCAUCCUGGAGAAGUCCUGCAGUAUGAACCAACUCUCAAGCGGUGUCCCCGUCCCCAGACCUCGCCACCCCUCCUGUUCGUCCACCAGCAGCGGAAGCAAAGCAGGCCAUGAGGCCUCGGCCGCCCCUCGGACAAGCGGCGCCUCGCAGGACCUCUGCCACGACGGGGAACGGAACAAAAAGGCCUCCAAAAUAAAAAGCCUUUUCAAAAAGAAGUCCAAGUGAGGCUACGGGAGAAAUCGUCUGAAAGUGGCAUUGUUAAACUUCUGUUGUUGGCUUUUUAUUAUUGUUGUUAUUAUUAUUAUUAAGAAUGUAGUCUAUCUAGGUUUUUCCAGGCCUGGAUGCUCUGGCAGGAAAACCUCUUAGGUCAAACUCUUCUUCUGUUUGUAAAUGACUAUAAAUUAAGUUGUGCCAGCUGUUGAUGAGAAAAAUUUCAAGACGGUUUACAGUCAUUUGUCUAUUUAUUUUUGCUUUUUUUUUAGUUUAUAUAUAAAAACUUUUUUAAAAAACAGAAAACCACUUUAACACAAGCUUUAACGGACUAGGAAGCCUGCGUGGGCUUGCCAAAGUUUUUUUCUUGUUUACUGGAGCAUCUUCUUAUCUUUCCACAGAGCUAUGGCAUUUGCAUACUGGACUUAAGAAACUCUUAAUGAAGUAAAAACUACUUAAAUUGCACUACUGUUUUCUUGACUGGAAAGUAUCUCUGCAAGUGGAACUGUUCAGACUUGUAAGAUGAUAGAAAAGAUGGGUUGGCUCAUUAUUUUUAGGUCAUUUUUAUGUAAAAACUAGCAUUUCUAUUUGUUGAUUUCUGGAAGUGGAGCCUCAUUUCUUCUACGGAAUGCUUCUCUCUGUGUUUAUUAAUUAGGUCCUGCUGUAAAGAUGGUAACUAUCCAGGGCUUUCACUGUGAUUCUGCUUCAUUGCACAGGUAUAUGGUUAUAAAAAAGAGACUCUUACAAAGAGAAGAAGCUCCUGAUUCCAUAUGCAAGCGAUAAAAGGUUAAACUUGAUUUGAAGGACUUUUUAAGACAUUCACAUCCUUAAAAACUGGGAUAGGGACAACUGUGGGCACUUGUUUACAUACUUUGACAGACAAAGGAUGUUUGAUUUGUGAAUAUUUGUACUGUGGCAAAGACAAUAAAUUGGAGAUAUUACUGUG
This is a messenger RNA of Eublepharis macularius, 3286 nucleotides long. It is a transcript of the gene STIM2, whose product is annotated as stromal interaction molecule 2. Gene Ontology annotation, cellular component: endoplasmic reticulum; plasma membrane. NCBI's taxonomy places the organism in Eukaryota, Metazoa, Chordata, Lepidosauria, Squamata, Eublepharidae. The transcript has 12 exons. Gene Ontology annotation, molecular function: protein binding; calcium channel regulator activity; calcium ion binding. Gene Ontology annotation, biological process: store-operated calcium entry; activation of store-operated calcium channel activity; intracellular calcium ion homeostasis. The record is from RefSeq and is a predicted model, not a curated record. The coding region runs from base 1 to 2355 and encodes 784 amino acids.